Molecule: messenger RNA, 4048 nt
Organism: Colossoma macropomum (tambaqui)
Lineage: Eukaryota; Metazoa; Chordata; Actinopteri; Characiformes; Serrasalmidae
Gene: timeless
Product: timeless circadian clock
Exons: 30
Coding region: 215-3967 (1250 amino acids)
Biological process (GO): replication fork arrest; DNA repair; DNA replication checkpoint signaling
Cellular component (GO): replication fork protection complex
Molecular function (GO): DNA binding
Source: RefSeq, a predicted model, not a curated record
AUUUGCGCGGGAGAUGAGCCUGCAGGGCAAAGCUGUUUGCAGCAAUGGACGAACAGUGUGGUUAAAAACCAUUAAUAAUUCAGUUUAGAUCUGUAGUGAUGGCUCGGUAACACGUUUCAGGUCGAGAAGGUUACUGGUCUUACAUUUCUUCUCGCUUUACUGUCUCUCGUCUCUGACUGAGACCAUAUUGUACCCAGAGGAAGCACAGCACUGUAUGGACUUAUACAUGAUGAACUGUGAGUUGUUGGCCACUUGCAGUGCCCUGGGCUAUUUGGAGGGUGAAACAUACCACAAAGAACCAGACUGUCUUGAGAGUGUAAAGGACUUGAUUCGCUACCUGAGGCAUGAAGAUGACUCAAGGGACAUCAGACAACAGCUGGGAGCUGCACAGAUUCUUCAGAAUGAUCUCUUACCCAUCAUAACUCAGCAUGGACAGGACAAAUCACUUUUUGAUGCCUGCAUCAGGCUUAUGGUCAACCUGACGCAGCCAGCGCUUCUCUGCUUUGGGAAAAUCCCAGAUGACCCUGCCUUCCGCCAUCAUUUUCUUCAAGUUGUGUCCUAUCUGCAAGGUUAUAAAGAGGCGUUUGCCAAUGAGAAAGUCUUCACUGUGUUGAGUGAGACUCUGUACAACCUUCUGCAACUGGACUGGGAGCAGAGGCAGGAGGAGGAUAACCUGCUGAUUGAGAGGAUACUGCUGCUGGUCAGGAACGUGUUGCAUGUCCCUGCUGACCCCUAUGAGGAAAAGAACGUGGACGAUGAUGCCAGUGUGCACGACAAGCUGUUGUGGGCCAUCCACAUGAGUGGAAUGGACGACCUGCUGAAAUUCCUGGCCAGCGCCCAGAGUGAACAGCAAUGGAGCAUGCAUGUUUUGGAGGUCAUCUCACUUAUGUUCAGAGAGCAGACUCCAGAACUGCUGGUGAGUGCAGGACAGGCACGCUCUGCGCAGGAGAAACAGAAGGACACUAAUGAACUGGAGGCCCUCAGACAGAAAGAGCUGGCAGAGAAACAUAGCCGCACCAUGCAGAGAGGAACUAGGCACUCUCGGUUCAGAGGAUCAUAUGUAGUCCAGGGAUUGAAAUCCAUCAGCGAGAAAGAUUUGAUUUUUCACCAAGGACUCCACAAUUUUAAGAACUAUUCUCAUGAUGCUGGAAAGGCUACCAGACGAGUGCCCAAACGGAAGCAGGUGGCCCGGGACGCUAAGAGUCAGCGCCGCUCUGUCCUAAACGUGCGUCUGUUCCUGCGAGAGUUUUGCGCGGACUUUCUCGAUAACUGCUACAAUCGACUCAUGUACCUCGUAAAGGAGUCACUUAUCCGUGAGCAUGCACAACAGCAUGAUGAGACCUACUACCUGUGGGCUCUGAGCUUCUUCAUGGCCUUUAACCGCGGCAACGGCUGCAAGCCAGAGCUGGUCUCAGAAACCUUGUCAGUCCGCACCUUCCAUUUCAUAGAGAAGAACAUCACCAACUACUACGAAAUGAUGCUCACCGACAAAAAGGAGGCUACGUCAUGGUCUCGCAGGAUGCAUUUGGCUUUGAAGGCCUAUCAGGAGCUUCUGCUGACUGUAAAUGAAAUGGAUCGGUCGAAGGAUGAGAACAUUCGCCAGAGCGCCAGUGUUAUCAAGAGUAAUAUAUUCUACCUGAUGGAGUACAGAGAGAUUUUCCUCACUCUCCUGCGGAAGUUUGAUGAGAAAAUGCAACCCCGCUCGUUUCUGCAAGACCUGGUGGAGUCCACCCAUCUGUUCUUAAGGAUGCUUGAGCGCUUCUGCAAGGGCCGCAACAACCUCCUGGUGCAGAAAAAGAAAGUAAAACGGAAGAAGCAGAAGAAGAAGUCCAGUUCUCAGACAGAGAAUACACCUGAAGCGCUGGAGGAGACGUGGACAGUCGUGUCUAAAGAACUCUGGACAUCUGGAUUUGAGUUAUCGAAGGCUCUGACGGAGGGUGUUGUGCCGUUCGAUGCAGCUUCUGAAAUUCCUGUUACAGAGCAGCGGACCGAAGCCAUGAUCCGUAUUCAGGACGCUCUGUUCGCCCGCACUGGGCCAGAGGCGCUCGGCUUGCUCCGGGCCGCACGCGAGGUGUGGCCAGAGGGAGAUGUGUUUGGUUCUGCUGAGGUGCAGCCUGAAGAGGAGCUGGAGCUUCUGAAGCAGAUUCUUUUGGCUGAGCUUCCCAGACCUGCUCACACAGAGGCUGCUAUGGAUGAAGAUGAGGAAGUAGAAGACCUAGAAGAGGAGGAAGAGUUGGAGUCUGUGCGCGUGUCUGAAACAGAGUUCAACUUCUUGGACUUCAUUAAAAGAUUUGCAAACCCGAACAUCAUUCGUCCGUACUUGCUCCUGCUGCGCUCAUACGCCUCAAACACACCACACACAAACCACUGUAUAGUGCGCAUGCUCCAUCGCGUGGCCGUGGACCUGAAGAUGGACGCCCUGCUCUUCCAGCUCUCAGUCUUCUACCUCUUCAAUAAGAUCCUGACUGACCCUGCUGCUGCUGCCUAUAAGGAGCUGGUUACCUUUUCCAAGUACGUUCUGAACCGAUUCUUUGCCCUUGCUGCCCGGAACAACAAAGCCUUUGUUGAGCUGCUUUUCUGGAAGAAUGUCGGUGCUGUGAGAGAGAUGACGGAGGGCUACAGAAAAGAAGGUGAGGAUGCUAAGAAAAAAGUGACAUGGACUCCUGAGGAGGAAGAGGAGCUUCGUCAGUUGUAUGAAGAACACAAGGACUCUGAAGUUCCUGACAUUGUCGAGACGCUGCUCCCUCUUCUAACAAACACUAACCGCACAAGACGUCAGGUCGUGACCCAGAUGGUGUCUAUGGGUUUGGUGGACAGUGUGAAGGACCUAAAGAAAGAGAAGAAAGGCACCCGCAUUGUGCUGUGGACUGAAGAUCAGGAACAGGAGCUACAGAUGCUCUUUGAAGAGUACAAGGACUCUGAUGAUGUCCUUGGAAACAUUCUAAAGCGGUUGACUGCUAAACGCUCAAAGGCACGCGUUGUAGACAAGAUCCUCAGCUUGGGCCUGGUGUCUGAGCGCAGGGAGCUCUACAAGAAACGACGGCGCAAUGCUCCUGGGAAAAGCACCGGAAUGUCUGAGGAGGAUUUUUUUGCCAAUGUGAGUCAAGCACCAGAAGAGGAUGCCAUGGACAGGGACGAAGAAGAGGAUGAUGACUUAGAGGAAGAUGAUUAUGAAGAAGAGAGGGAAGAGGUGGUGAGACCUGUUCAGGGCAAGAAAGGCAGAAGACGAGAAAGCGCUGCAGAAAGGAAUGUCAGUGUUGGAGCCGUGGUUCAGGACUUGAGGCGAGAAGGCUUGUCUGGACCAGUCUUGUGGCUGCAGAAUUGCCUGAACAGAGCAGCAGAUGAUCGUGAAGAAGAUGGUGUCUCUCAUCCUCUGCCACUGGUUCCUCUGACGGAGGACAAUGAGGAUGCCAUGGAGAACAAAAGCUUCCAAAGGCUUCUCCGCAAAAUUGGCAUCCGACCACCAGCAGACGAACAGGAGUCCUUCUGGAGGAUUCCCGCCACAAUGAGCAUAUAUCAGCUACGGACCAUGGCAUCAUCUUUGAACCCACCAGAAGAGAGUGAGGUUGGAGGGGAAGGAGAGAGUGAAACAGGGGUACCAGUGAACCUCGAAGCGGAGCAGCACGAAGAAGGCUCUGAUGGCCAGGAGCUCAGAGCCCAGGCCAUAAGAGCUCUGCUGCUGGCUCGCCAGAGGAAACGCUCAUCCGCAGAUACAAAAAAAGAUCCUUCAGUUGAGGAGGCAAGUUUUGAGAGCGAAGCACAAAGUGCUGGUGCUGGUGUUGGCAGUAAGACCUCAGUGAAGAGGAGUCGCGUGUUGGACAGCGAUGAUGAGAGAGAUGACGACUCUCCUUCCAAAAUAAAUACGGACACAGAGCACGGCGAUGGCUCAGAUGAGGAGGCUCGUUCAGCCCCUGCUAAGCGCAGACGUCAGCGGGUGCUGAGUGACGACGAGGAUGAAGAAGACUAAUGCACUGAAAUAGGAAUUAUUAGGGUGUUCCUACAGGCGACUCCAUUCGGGCCAGGUCUCGUAAGCUCGGGUAGUCAUAUA